GCCAACCAUUCAGUUAACGAACGAAACGAAAAGCGAGCGGAUAUCGACUCGGCACCGAAGUGAAAUCUAGAUAUAAAAAACAAAAAUAAAAGCCAUUAAAAGAGCCCAAUCGCUGGGUUAUCGGAAAAUAAACGUCGCGAAAUUAAUUGUCCAGCUCGAUCGUUCAGUUGGCCAACGGACGUCGUGUAUAUCAAAAGUGCACUCGACCCAAACGUUCGAUCGAAUUGAAUUCCGCAUUCGGGGCGUGGGAAUAUAGCUAUUAAAGCAACCCCUAUCUACUAUAUCAAACAGUCGCUGCAAUAUGUAUCCACCACCAGCGCCGAGCAUCAAGCACUUUGGCUCACUGAGAACAGCCGUACUUUGGGCCGGAAUUCUCGGAGUGGCUCAGUCUCUUAUCUGGAUGGGCUUGACCAUUACAGCGAUAUGCGCCUUCAACUGCGUGGUGUACAUCACGGACUAUCUUAGCUAUGGCACCAUGGUCAAGACAGUAUUCUUCGACCUAUACUUCAAGGGCGGAUGCAGAAUGAGCCCCAACGAUUACCAGAACUACGACCAAACUAUUCUGAAUACAGUGAGCACCGUUUUUGAUCCCAGUCAGAUGUUGAUAUGGGAUUCCGUGUACUUGGGAGUAUCGGUCUGCUGGCUCAUCGUCUCCAUUGUGCUACUACUGUGGGUGCGCAAGGACAAUCCAAAGCAGACUCUGGCAGCCAUCUACACCUGGGCCUUCUUCGUGGCCGCCAUCUGCUGCAUGGAUGUAGCUUCUGGAGUGAUCUUCGGAGUCGAUUACGGACGCUUCAAUGAUGCGGCUCUGACAUACAAUGCCAAUAGUAUUAAUGCUGGUACAAUAGAACCGAUGGCUGCCACUUUAAUCGCCGGUGCAGUGGCUGCGAUAUCCAUGAUGAUCAUCUCCUUCAAGGGAUUCGUUCUGUGGUUCAUCAACUUCGGACUGCUCGUUUACCUCCUCAUGAGAGCCACUCGCAUUGCCACCGAUAAGGAUGGUUUGGAUACUUUGUUCAAUCCUCGCAAGGAUUCAAAUGAUAUUUUGACCACCAGGGCGCCGAUCCGCGCCUACGAAGAAGAGAAGGUUGAGAUCCAGGCGUAUAACAAUGCUGCCUAUGUUCCGGAAACCCGCUCCAUGGCGGAAACCAUCGAGGUGAACGAGGACGCCAUUGUCCGUGCGGCUCACAUGUCGAUGGACGCGACUCUGAUGGAUCGCCGCUUCCGGGACAUAAAUGCCUUCCAGCAGUAUCCGGCUCCCAAUCCGCAGGCCAGUCGCCCAGUGCGUCAGUCCUCGCAGGUUCCGGUUCAGGAGACCGUCGUGGUGGCCACCUCGGGAUUCCCCGUGCCCGACUAUUCCCCGCAGCCCAGUCCCAAUGGCAUUUUGCGGACCCACCAGUACUAAGCCUAUUGGCGCCCCGAAAAGUCACCUCUUCCAUAAUAUAAUUCUCAAAUAAUCCCCCAAGUGACAGCUAAAGUUAGUUCAAAUUUUAUCAGCAUGAACAAAUGUUCAGUGUGUUGUUUUUAUUUAUUUGCAUGUUAAUAACAAAAUAUGUGUGCAGUUGUAAAUAUAUGAAAUCGUUUUAGUUGUUUGCACCACCAGUGGAA
Messenger RNA from Drosophila ficusphila, 1605 nucleotides. RefSeq lists its product as uncharacterized. Lineage: Eukaryota; Metazoa; Arthropoda; Insecta; Diptera; Drosophilidae. The coding region runs from base 302 to 1402 and encodes 366 amino acids. The transcript is spliced from 5 exons. The record is from RefSeq and is a predicted model, not a curated record.